Pezoporus occidentalis (night parrot) is the source of this 2580-nucleotide messenger RNA. It is a transcript of the gene OTOP3, whose product is annotated as otopetrin 3. The transcript is spliced from 6 exons. Gene Ontology annotation, molecular function: proton channel activity. Lineage: Eukaryota; Metazoa; Chordata; Aves; Psittaciformes; Psittacidae. Gene Ontology annotation, biological process: proton transmembrane transport. Bases 160 to 1962 code for a protein of 600 amino acids. The record is from RefSeq and is a predicted model, not a curated record. Gene Ontology annotation, cellular component: membrane.
CCCCCUCAUCCUCUUGGAGCAAGGAGGGGAAGCUGCAAAGCACGGAAUGGAGGUCACCCCACAAGUGGCUUUACAGCAGAGCGCAACCUCUCCUCUCCGCGUGUCCCCCUCCAACCUUUCCUGCUUUAACCCCCCCUUUGCUCAGCAGGCAGAUGAGCCAUGUCAGGCAACAAAGUCUCCAAGCAGAAGUCCUGCCAGCACUGCAAGGACAGGUCAGCGUCAGCUCCACACGACACCUCCACCAUCCACUACGAGAAGUUCUGGCUGUACCGGCACUGCUCCUCGGUGCAGCAGCGGGACAGGCAAGCCCAGAAAGCAGGGCAGCUCUUCUCAGGGCUGCUGGCCAUGAACGUGGUGUUCCUGGGCAGUGCCUUUGUCAGCAGUAUGAUCUUCAACCACGUGGCCAUCACCCUGGCGGAUGUCUGGAUCCUGCUCUCCAUCCUCAAGGUCUUGUGCCUGUGCUGGAUUAUCUACUAUCUGCUGGGUACCAGCCGGCAGCCCCAUGCGGUGCUGUACCGGGAUUCCCAUGCGGGGCCCAUGUGGAUUAGGGGGUCAGUGCUGCUCUUCGGCAUUUUCAGCAUCCUCCUGAACACAUUUCAUAUCGGCUACAGCGCGGUCCUCAUCCAGUGCAAAUCCAGGGUGGAAAUCGUGUUCCCCAGCAUUGAAAUCCUUUUUAUUUGCACCCAGGCUUUUUUCCUGUGGCAUCACUCCAAGGACUGCAUUCAGGUGCAGCACAACUUCACCAGGUGCGGGCUGAUGCUGACCAUAGCCACCAACCUCCUCCUCUGGCUCCUGGCCGUGACCAACGACACCAUUCACAUGGAGAUCGAGUCUCAGCUGCGAGAGGUGGAGCAGCGAUUUGCAGGCAACGAGACUGUCUCAUGCACAUGCCCAAACACAACCAUCUGCAAAGUCUUCCAGAAGGGCUACAUCCUGCUCUACCCCUUCAACACCGAGUUCUGCCUCGUGUGCUGCUCCGUGCUGUACGUCAUGUGGAAGAACGUGGGGAGACGCAUCAGCCACCACCACGUCCCUCACAUCAAGCACAAGUUCAAGCUGCAGGGGGUGGUCUUUGGACCACUGCUGGGUGCCAUUGCUGUGAUCAUUGGGAUCUGUGUCUUCAUGAUGUACCAGAUCCAGGCCACCAGCUCAGUCCCGGACCGCCAGGUCUUUGUGAUGUUUUAUUCAUACUACGUUGUACUCCUGCCCCUGAUGAGCGUGGGUGCAGUGGUUGGGACGAUCAUCCAUGCCUUGGAAAAGAAGGAGCUGGACACAGUGAAGAACCCAACUCGCAGCCUGGAUGUGAUCCUGCUGAUGGGGGCAGCCCUCGGGCAGAUCGGCAUGUCCUACUUCUCCAUUGUUGCCCUUGUAGCCACCGACCCCAGGGAGCUGCUCAACAGCCUCAUCCUGUCCUAUUCUGUCCUCCUCAUCCUUCAGACCAUCACCCAAAACAUCUUCAUCAUUGACGGGCUUCACCGGCAGCCCUUAGUGGCAAUAACCGAGGCCAGACGCACAGGACACGCCAGGCACCAUGCAGCAGCUUCGGAGCUACGUGAGGAAGAGGAAACCACAACAGGCAGCAGACAGGGGCACACACACUCCGGCAAAGAGGAAGAAACAAAAGAAGAGCAGAUCCAUGAAGCCUGUGACCAGAGGCGACUGAGCAUGCUGGAGCUGGGACAGGAGAUCCGCAGAGCCUCCCUGUCCUAUAUCCACAGCUACUCUCACCUGAGCUGGAAGAGGAGAGCACUGAGAGAGAUCUCAUUCUUCUUGGUUUUGUGCAACAUCAUACUCUGGGUCAUUCCCACAUUUGGAGCUCACCCCGUCUUCGAGAACGGGCUGGAAAAGUCCUUUUACGGCUACUCCACCUGGUUUGCCAUCGUGAACUUCGGCCUCCCCCUGGGGGUGUUCUACCGAAUGCACUCCGUGGGGGGACUCCUGGAGGUCUAUGUCACGGCCUGACCCACGCCGACUGCCACCAAGGGGCUGGGCUGAACUGGUGAACAAAGGUGCAGGAAGCAGCGGAGGUGCACAUGGAAGCUGUGAGGGUUUUUCUCUCCAGCUUCUGCUUUGACUUCUCCUUGCGCAACCCCUCUGAGGUUCAGCAGAAGAGGAGGUUGGUUUUGUUACUGGUUUUAUCAUAGACUCAAAAGCCCCAAAACAAACUCUCUUGCUGCUCUAAGGAAGCCUGGCUGCUGGGACUUUAGUCUGCCAGUGGAUGCUGCAUGGCAGCAAGUAGGGCUUGACCAGCUCCUACUGAAAUCUUCCAGAACACAAAAGCAGCCUUCAACCAAAGCAACAAAGACUCACCCACACUCCAUAGACCUUUAAAUACCCACAGUCAAGCCCCACCAGCCCCAGAACUGCUCAGCAACCUGCCAUCCUGCAGCACAGGAGAGACAUGUCACCACCAGCCCCACUAGAAGCAGAUACAGCCACAGCCACUCAGAAAUGACCCAAACACACUUUGUGUGUCAUAUUCAAAAAGCAGCUGGUAGCUGCUUUAAUGGUCACAACAGGGACUGUUUGUUUGCUCUUGGUGCUGGCAACCACAUCAACUUGUGCAAGCCCUGUAGGAUC